AGAAGAAGAAGCGUGUCUGUGACGUCACGCGCGUAACGUCCAGAAUCCACUAUGGCGGAGAGGUAGUGGCGACUCUCACUUUACCGGUACAGCUAUCUGCUCGAGUCACCAUUCUCCGGCUCACGCUCAAACACCCCGUCUCCUCGCGCGCUCUCCCUGGUCUCCGCGGAACUAACCGAAGCAUGCCUAACAUCAAGAUCUUCAGCGGCAGCUCGCACCAGGAUCUGUCUCAGAAGGUCGCGGACCGUCUCGGGCUGGAGCUGGGGAAAGUGGUCACGAAGAAGUUCAGCAACCAAGAGACGAGUGUGGAGAUCGGAGAGAGUGUCCGUGGAGAGGACGUGUACAUCGUCCAGAGCGGCUGUGGAGAGAUCAACGACAACCUGAUGGAGCUUCUGAUCAUGAUCAACGCCUGCAAGAUCGCAUCGGCCUCCCGAGUCACAGCGGUCAUCCCCUGCUUCCCUUACGCCCGGCAGGACAAGAAGGACAAGAGUCGGGCGCCCAUUUCUGCCAAGCUGGUGGCAAAUAUGCUGUCGGUUUCUGGCGCUGACCACAUCAUAACCAUGGACCUGCAUGCAUCUCAAAUACAGGGUUUCUUUGACAUUCCAGUGGACAACUUGUAUGCAGAGCCUGCCGUUUUGAAGUGGAUUAAGGAGAACAUCCCCGAGUGGAAGAACUGCACCAUCGUGUCUCCUGACGCUGGAGGAGCCAAGAGGGUCACCUCCAUUGCAGACAGGCUAAAUGUUGACUUUGCCCUCAUUCACAAAGAAAGGAAGAAGGCCAACGAGGUGGACCGCAUGGUUCUGGUGGGAGAUGUGAAAGACCGGGUGGCCAUAUUGGUGGAUGAUAUGGCAGACACCUGCGGCACCGUCUGCCACGCUGUUGACAAGUUAAUAUCAGCAGGAGCGGUUAAAGUGUAUGCUAUCCUCACCCAUGGCAUCUUCUCUGGACCAGCCAUCUCACGCAUCAACAACGCCUGCUUUGAGGCUGUAGUUGUGACCAAUACAAUUCCCCAGGAGGAGAAGAUGAAGCAUUGUCCCAAAAUACAGGUCAUCGACAUUUCCAUGAUCCUCGCCGAGGCCAUCCGCAGGACCCACAACGGCGAGUCCGUGUCGUAUCUCUUCAGUCACGUCCCUUUGUAACGCAACACACGACCGAACCGGGAGCAUCUGAGCCAGUGUGUUCCCAGAGCGGAGGACUGCUUCAGCUUUCACAGGCUGUUCCUCUCAGCAAAUCACUGUUACAAUCUGUGCCUGAACGCCAGGCGUUAGGUUAACCAGAGCUUCUCACAAGCUCAUUUAUUUAUUUACAUCCGUUUGUAUUCAUUCCUGUGCUUGAGAAAGGUAAAGUCACAUGAUGAAGAGAUAAGCAUCCUUCUUGAAGAGAAUCGGUGGACACUCUUUAUUUUGAGUUCACUAGAUUAAAGCGGUUUUAGCUUGUGCAGUUUAACAGUAGAUCCUAAACACACAUCUGCAGUUUUAUUUCACUUUCCGGAUUUUGUUUGUCAUGGAUGUUUUUAAUAACUCUUUAUAUGAACAUUUCUAUAAAUAAAAAAAAAAUCAUUUUGGUUAGGUUAUGCCAUUCUGAUUACCCUCAGGUUCCUCCUCUGUGUGUUGAUUUCAUUGAUAUUUUUGAUUUGAAUCGUUUGUAUUUCAGAAUGCGAGGCGGAAUUUAAUAUUAAACUGCUUUGGCAUUAUUUCGUGUUCGCGUUCUUGAAACAUCUGCAGUGUUAUAGUUCAUAUAUUCUGAUUUUAAAUGCAUUCUGCUAAGAAGAGAUUUUAAUUCUUUGAAAACGAACGUUGCUUUUUGUUAAUCUGCUAAGAAAGUAAUUUGUGGAAGUGAAACGAACAUUAAAU
Sinocyclocheilus grahami is the source of this 1853-nucleotide messenger RNA. RefSeq names its product ribose-phosphate pyrophosphokinase 1. Gene Ontology annotation, molecular function: ATP binding; magnesium ion binding; ribose phosphate diphosphokinase activity. The transcript is spliced from 7 exons. Gene Ontology annotation, biological process: purine nucleotide biosynthetic process; 5-phosphoribose 1-diphosphate biosynthetic process; ribonucleoside monophosphate biosynthetic process. The record is from RefSeq and is a predicted model, not a curated record. The coding region runs from base 183 to 1139 and encodes 318 amino acids. Lineage: Eukaryota; Metazoa; Chordata; Actinopteri; Cypriniformes; Cyprinidae. Gene Ontology annotation, cellular component: ribose phosphate diphosphokinase complex; cytoplasm.